AUGAACUCGCGGGCGAACGUACGGGGGAAGUCGGACGGGUCGACGGAAGGGGAGAGCGUUGAGCUCCAUGAAUCCGACGGUACGCAGAAAGACGAUACGUCUGUUCGACUAGACAGCCCGGAGGAGGGCGGAGGGCAGGGCGCUUCGUCUGGCUCUGCCCCACCGUCCUCUUCGAGCGGUCAGAACUCGGACGGCUCUGACCCGCCAGAGUCACCACCACCGGAUCCCCCAUCCUCCUCCAAAUCAUCUACUACGAUAUCUAGACAAUCCGUCCCCGAAGUCUAUCCCCAGGUCCUGGCCCUCCCCAUUGCACGACGUCCUCUCUUCCCCGGUUUCUACAAGGCAGUGGUAGUGCGCAACCCGCAGGUGGUGGCUGCUAUCAAGGAAAUGAUGCGGCGCGGACAACCAUAUUUGGGUGCUUUCCUCCUCAAGGACGAGAAUGUAGACAGCGACAUCAUCACGGACAUUAACCAGGUUCACCAGGUCGGCGUGUUCGCCCAGAUCACGAGCGUCUUUGCAGCCACGGGCACGGAGGAUAAAGAGGAAGGUUUGACGGCUGUAUUGUAUCCUCAUCGGAGAAUUCGGAUCAAGGAGCUCGUGAAACCGGGUAAGCCUGCGUCUGCGACCGCACCUGCAUCUUCUGCCUCGGUAGAGAAUGCAGAGAGCUCGGAGGAACAGCUGCCUACCCCCCCGCCUUCGCCGGCACCCACGACUCCGGAAGACAUCGCCAAGAUGCACCCUGCCCCGCUCCAGACGUCGUUCCUGCAGAACUAUGAGAUCUCGAUAGUGAAUAUCGAGAACCUCGUCACGCAGCCGUACAAUAAGGACGACCAGUACAUUCGGGCGUUCAUGUCGGAGAUUGUCUCUGUGUUCAAGGACAUUGCCCAACUCAACCCGCUGUUCCGCGACCAGAUCACGAAUUUCUCGAUCAAUCAGGUCGCGUCUAACGUCUUCGACGAGCCGGACAAGCUCGCAGACUUCGCUGCGGCGGUCUCAACCGGCGAAGUUCAGGAGUUGCAGGACGUGCUCGAAGCCCUAGUCGUUGAAGACCGGUUACGCAAGGCCCUACUGGUUCUCAAGAAGGAGUUGAUCAAUGCGCAACUGCAGAGUAAGCUCAGUAGGGACGUCGAUAGCAAGAUCGCAAAGCGACAGAGGGAGUACUACCUCAUGGAGCAGCUCAAGGGUAUUAAGAAGGAGCUUGGCAUGGAGAGCGACGGCAAGGACAAGUUGAUCGAGAAGUUCAAGGAAAGGGCCGAGAAGCUUAAGAUGCCGGAGCAUGUUAAGAAGGUCUUCGACGAGGAGCUCAACAAGUUACAAGGUCUCGAGCCGAAUGCCAGUGAAGCCAAUGUAACCAGGAAUUACCUUGAAUGGCUUACACAGAUCCCAUGGGGUCAGCACUCUCCAGAGAAUUACUCAAUCUCGCACGCGCAGAAGGUCCUUGACGAGGAUCACUACGGUCUCAAGGACGUCAAAGAGCGGAUUCUCGAGUUCCUGGCUGUCGGUAAGCUCAGAGGGACCGUCGAGGGCAAGAUCAUUUGUCUGGUCGGCCCGCCAGGUGUGGGCAAGACAUCUAUUGGCAAGUCGAUCGCGCGCGCUCUUAAUAGGCAGUUCUUCCGGUUCUCUGUUGGUGGCUUGACCGACGUCGCGGAGAUAAAGGGACAUCGGAGGACAUAUGUCGGAGCACUGCCAGGCAAGAUCAUUCAGGCUUUGAAGCGGGUCGGCACAGAGAAUCCUCUGGUCUUGAUUGAUGAAAUCGACAAAAUUGGCCGGGGUAUCAACGGUGAUCCUGGUAGUGCUUUGCUGGAGAUGCUAGACCCCGAGCAGAACACGAAUUUCUUGGAUCAUUACCUCGACGUCCCUGUGGAUUUGUCCAGAGUCCUCUUCGUGUGUACUGCCAACGUCCUGGACACCAUAUCUGCGCCCCUGCUUGACCGUAUGGAGGUCCUCGAACUGAGCGGCUACGUAACGGAGGAGAAGCUUGUCAUCGCAGACAAGUAUCUCGGCCCACAAGCUAAGGAAGCGGCUGGUCUUAAGGAUGCCGAUAUCACCGUUGACCGUGCUGCCAUCGACACCCUGAUCAAAUACUACUGCCGCGAGAGCGGUGUCCGUAACCUCAAAAAGCAUAUCGACAAAAUAUAUCGCAAGGCUGCUUUGAAGCUUGUUCAGGAUCUCGGCGAGGAAGCCUUCCCUGAAGAGGCAGCGUUACCGCAGGAUGUCAAAGAGGGCAAGACGGAGACUGUCGAGAAGCAAGAUGCACCGUCCAACGAACCGGCUGCGCCCGAGACUUCAACUCCCAAGACUGAGUCCGCCAGUGAAGCCCAUGAGCAGGGCAAUUCUGAGGGUGAACGUCAGGUUACGACCGAGGAGCGGAAGCCGCUUAAAGUGCCGGACACUGUCCAUAUCAGGAUUACCCCGGAGAAUCUGAAGGAUUAUGUUGGACCUCCCGUUUACCAUCGGGAUCGCCUGUACACGAGACCGCCUCCCCCAGGUGUCAGCACUGGUCUUGGAUACCUUGGUAAUGGCUCUGGUGCAGUCAUGCCCGUUGAAGCUACGAGUAUGCCUGGUAAAGGCACUUUGCAGCUGACCGGUAAAUUGGGCGAAGUGAUUCGGGAAAGCGCGCAGAUUGGUUUGAGCUGGGUCAAGAGCCACGCCUAUGAGCUGGGUGUCACGAAGUCUCCAGACGAGCAGUUCUUGACAGAUCGCGACAUCCACGUUCAUAUGCCUGAAGGUAGCAUUGGGAAGGAAGGUCCCAGUGCGGGGACGGCGCUGCUGACGGCUUUCGUUUCACUGCUGACGAAGACAAGGGUCGACCCUGAUAUUGCGAUGACCGGCGAGAUUUCUCUAGUGGGCCAGGUUCUUCCAGUUGGUGGAUUGAAGGAGAAGAUCCUCGCUGCCCACCGGGCUGGUAUCAAGACCAUCAUCGCCCCAGGCGCUAACCGUGCCGAUAUCGAGGAGAACGUCCCGGAGAGCGUCAAGACCGGCAUUCGUUUUGUCUACGUUGAGGAUGUUACGGAGGUCCUGCACGAAGUCUUCCGCGGACAGCCUAUCACGGAACGGUGGAAGGAUACACUAUUGCUAUAA
Molecule: messenger RNA, 3081 nt
Organism: Gloeophyllum trabeum ATCC 11539
Lineage: Eukaryota; Fungi; Basidiomycota; Agaricomycetes; Gloeophyllales; Gloeophyllaceae
Product: ATP-dependent protease La
Exons: 8
Coding region: 1-3081 (1026 amino acids)
Biological process (GO): protein catabolic process; chaperone-mediated protein complex assembly; mitochondrion organization
Cellular component (GO): mitochondrial matrix
Molecular function (GO): ATP hydrolysis activity; serine-type endopeptidase activity; ATP binding
Source: RefSeq, a predicted model, not a curated record